Messenger RNA from Camponotus floridanus (Florida carpenter ant), 2550 nucleotides. RefSeq names its product relaxin receptor 1 (gene Lgr3). The transcript has 21 exons. Lineage: Eukaryota; Metazoa; Arthropoda; Insecta; Hymenoptera; Formicidae. Bases 227 to 2527 code for a protein of 766 amino acids. Gene Ontology annotation, cellular component: membrane. The record is from RefSeq and is a predicted model, not a curated record. Gene Ontology annotation, molecular function: G protein-coupled receptor activity; protein binding. Gene Ontology annotation, biological process: G protein-coupled receptor signaling pathway.
AAUGUAUUGGAGCUUACAGCACGAGCAGUUGGAGUGCAACUAGUGUCAUGCAGUUAGUAUCCCGAGUGUUAACUAAGUGUGAAAACAUAGUAACUCGAGUAAAAAAAUUCUCUCGAUUUUCUCUCUCUCUCUCUUUCCUUUUAAAUUUCAAGAUUGUAAUCAUUUUUAAGAUAUUACGUGCAAUCGAACUCUAUAAGAAAACGCGAAAAAAAAUUAUUCAAACAUUAUGAGAUAUAAACACAUCAGUCUCGUCGGUGCAUCACUAAUUACGGCGCUCUGCGUACUUUCUGGACUCAUGUACUACUUCAAUCAAGACAAGUGUCCUGUCGGUACGUUCCUGUGUCAUAAAAGCACCAUAUGUAUGCCGCAACGUAGCUGGUGCAAUGGUGUAUCGGAUUGUCCGUAUGGCGACGAUGAAUCCACGGAAAAUUGCUUUGACAUGCACGGAACUUGGGAUUGGUUUAUGAAAGACAGAGACUGGGGAAACUCGAUGGAUUGCGAUGCAUUUGAGGACGCGCUAGUUGAUGACAGAUGCAUCUACGAUGCAUGUCGUGUGACUUGUAUGAAUUAUACCGAGAUGCCUCAGAACUUGUCAUCGAAUGUCACAGCGAUUUUCUUAACUGAAAAUUCACUCACGCAUUUGCCUCGCAACGCUUUAUCGAGAUAUCCAGAGAUACGCUUAUUAUAUCUCGAUAAUAAUGAUAUAGUCGAGUUGGAAACAGGAGCAUUUCUCCAUCAAACUGAAUUGUUCUGGUUAGUUCUUACGAAUAAUCGAAUCAAGGAAAUAUUACCUGGACAUUUAAUGGGACUAAAUAAAUUGGAAACCCUGAGGCUGGAUCAAAAUAGAAUUGUGACGGCAAAUUUUUCUGAUUUGGAAAACAGCACCACUGUGUACUUGAUGUAUAAACACUGUCACAAUACAAGGCUGUCAAAUUUGAGUAAGAACAUGUUAAUGGAAUUUACCCUGAAACUAUCACAAUUGCCGACAUUGACGGAAAUAAUAUUGGAUGGAAAUCGCUUCGAGUCGAUAACGGAAGAUUUAUUCGCCGGAUGCCCCGCUUUGAAAUCACUGAGUAUGGAGGACAAUAGCAUAAGGAACAUUGAUGUGAACGCGUUCCGAAAUUUGCAGCAACUUGUCGAGCUUAACCUGGCCUACAACAGGAUAGUCGCGAUACCGUCCGACGUAUUCCAGCCUGUAAAUAAUCUGUCGAAGCUAUUAAUCGGCUACAAUCCCAUCGUCGAGUUACCAAUGACGCUCUUUAAUCCGCUGAACAAUCUUCGCUCUCUAGGAGUUGAGGAUAUAAACAUGGACAAUAUGGAAAAGAACGCAUUCGACAUGUUUUCAAAUCUCGAUUUCGUAUAUUUUAAAAAAUUCCACUACUGCAUGACCUACGCACCAAAGGUACAAAAAUGCAGACCCAUUAGCGAUGGUGUGUCAUCGACGUCUCACUUGCUGAGCAAGUCUCUAUUAAGAACUGCUGUUUGGAGCAUAUCUUGCGUCACUUGUCUCGGUAAUAGCCUUGUUCUGUGGGGAAGAUUCACCGCCAAGGAUGAAAACCGCGUUUUAAGUAUUGUCAUCAGAAAUCUUGCAGUGUCCGACAUGUUGAUGGGAAUAUAUCUCUUCAUAAUCGCCAUAAAGGACGCGAAGUUCCGCGAUAACUACCAACAGGAGGCGAGUACGUGGAUGUCCUCGUGGUCCUGCACGCUUCUGGGAGCUUUGGCGAUGAUGUCAUCCGAGGUUUCUGUGCUCAUCCUGUCAUUCAUGUCCGUGGAGCGGUUUAUUUUGAUCGCAGCACCUUUGAAAGGUCAUCGCGCCAUGACGUUUCAAGCUGCAUCCUCGUCGAUGAUUGUCAUCUGGAUUAUUGGAUUUAUUCUCGCUCUUAUACCAGUUAUCCACUGGAGAAGCAGUACGAGAUACUACGGUGUCAAUGGAAUGUGCUUUCCUCUACACAUAGACGAUCCAUAUCUAAUAGGCUGGGAAUAUUCGACCUUUAUCUUUCUGGGACUUAAUCUCGUCGGAUUGAUGAUUAUCGGUUACGUUUACGCUGCCAUGUUCGCCAGCAUCUGGAGAACGCGUCAUGCCACACCGUUAUCGGUCGGCGAUUCCGAGUUUGCCCUCAGAUUCUUCCUAAUCGUAUUGACAGAUGCAGCGUGUUGGGCGCCAAUUAUAGGACUAAAAAUCUUCGCCAUGCUGAACUAUCCUGUGCCACCUGAUUUGCACGCUUGGAUAGUGAUUUUUAUCCUGCCAGUGAAUAGCGCGAUUAAUCCACUGUUGUACACUUUUACCACGCCGAAAUUUCGCGAGAGGUUCAACGAGAGUUGGUUCGGAAAAAUCCGCACGUAUAUAUCGAGGAAAUAUUCCAGACAAGAUUCACAGACAUCUACCACCGACAAAACUACAACUACUGAUAAUAAAAACGCGAUGCAAUCAUUAUCCAUGUGGACCAAACGUGAUAGUGACAGAAGAAGAAUAUCGUUCGUUGAUUUUAGCGAUGAAAAGCAAAAUUAUAAUGAAUUCGUUUCAUAAUUAAUAAUAAAUAUGUAUCGCGC